AAGGGACUGAAGCGAGGGGUAUUAUGAAGCGGCAAACUUUUUGCCGAAUGGGAAGGGGUUUCGGCUGCCUCAGAGAACCUCGACUCGGUUAACUAAAUCGCCGUCCCUCAUCCCCUUCGCUGCCGUUAGACCCAGAAAAUUGGACCAUUUGUAACUGCAAAAGGAUGAUGCGAAUAGCUGAGGCUAGAAAAAUGAGAUCUUUGGGCUCAUCAUACGCUUGUCUGGAGUCUUUGAGUUAUCAAUUUCUGCAAAGAUGCUUAGUCAGCGGAACUGCAAAAGGGAAAUCUAAAAUCAAAGGAGCACAGCCAUUGAAGAGAUCGAAGGUAACAACCAAGAAAGGAACUGGGUCGGGUGAUUCGAAUCAGAAAGAUGGUGGGCCCAGAAGAAAAUCCGAAUUUGAUGAAUUGGUCGACGAGUGCUUGGCUUCGACUUCCCCAAUUAGAUUCUUGAAGCCUAAGGAAAAAGCUAGGGAAGCCGAGAGAGAAAAGAUGGGGCUGAAAAGUAAGGUAAUGGAAGAACAGGAGAAGAAAUGGAAGAAAAUGAAGAAUGAAUUUGAUUCCCCAUUUUUUAUGGGUACCCCAGGAUUGGAUUUGAUUACGCUGGGCUUGGUUGAUGCCGACAAGAUUCCUAAAUAUGAGUUGACUGUUGAGGAUGGUAGAAGGCUUGCCAAGGAGUAUAGCAGGGUUCUGAUGAGGAAGCAUAGAGCUAGACAGGCUGCUGAGUCUGCAUUCUUGAGGUGUAAGAAAGAAGCUAUUGAGGCAUUACCUGAGGGUCUGAAGGCUGCUGCUUUGGUCCCGGAUUUGACCCCCUUUCCGGCGAAUCGAUUUAUGGCUACUUUGACACCUCCUAUUGAAGGGUAUCUUGAGAAGGUUAAGGAAGCAGCCAAGAGGAGUUCUGGCAAGGAAAAACUUAGAUGAUCGCCUGAAAUUUUAUUUAUUACUUAGUAAUAUUGUUUUUUUUUUCUUUUUGGGUUUCUUUUUACUGCAUUUACUGUCUUCUUGCUGAAUUUUCUGGUUCUAUUUAUUUUAUGGUGCAUUUUCAAAUUUCACUUUCUUUACAAAUAUGUGCAUUCUCUUCUUGCUACGAGCGGUCUUUCUGUAAUUGAGUUCAUUGUGAAGAAGAGUGCCUUUUUAGUCAUCUCUGCACUAGUUCAUUGUCAGAAUGGUUAUCAAAUUACCUAGAAUGCUUUUAAUGUGAAGAUCCUAAAUUGCACCUGAGAGAAACAUAUGCCUAUAAAUCUCCGUAUGCAGCUCUGUUCGUGCUAGAGAACUGCACUUGCUGAAAGUUGCGUGGCAAUGUAACAAAACAACUCCAAACUUUGUCAGUGGGCAAGUUACAGUUGCAAUUUGGUUGUGUUCUGCAAAUGAAGGGAUGGAGAAUAGGGCAAAUCAGCUUUUGCUUGGUCUCUUCUGGAAUACUCAGUUUUUCUGCAUUGAUCUUUUGUACAUAGUAUGAAUUUACUGUUCUUCCUAUUAUUAUUAUUAUUACUUCUUGCUUGUUUUUGACUUGUAAUGUAAAUCAGGUAUAAUUUUG
Coffea arabica (coffee) is the source of this 1533-nucleotide messenger RNA. RefSeq lists its product as uncharacterized. Lineage: Eukaryota; Viridiplantae; Streptophyta; Magnoliopsida; Gentianales; Rubiaceae. Gene Ontology annotation, cellular component: mitochondrial ribosome; mitochondrial large ribosomal subunit. The record is from RefSeq and is a predicted model, not a curated record.